Guyanagaster necrorhizus is the source of this 2141-nucleotide messenger RNA. RefSeq lists its product as uncharacterized. The record is from RefSeq and is a predicted model, not a curated record. The transcript has 2 exons. NCBI's taxonomy places the organism in Eukaryota, Fungi, Basidiomycota, Agaricomycetes, Agaricales, Physalacriaceae. The coding region runs from base 141 to 1880 and encodes 579 amino acids.
AACUGAUAGAUCUACAUUUGACACACGUAGGAGGGCCAGGUCAUGAAGGAUGUCGCUGAGCGGCAAUGGCUUGGUUGACGUCUUGGGCGCCAUGUCACAGUCGAGUUUGAAGGUUGGCAAGGUUUGUGUUUGUGUACGCAAUGGUGCUCACUUCUGCCACUGAUUCCGAAAGGCUUUCUGUCAAGCGUAUUUCCCGCCUUUUACGCUCACUUCGUAUACGAUGCAAGGCUCUGCGACUCUGUGGCACCAUUCGCACAACUCAAUUCGCGACCUAUCCUUGUCGUCGCGGAGCAAACUGUUCUGAUACGCCGCUUUUUCUGCUUCCUCCGCCCAACUCUGCAGCCUCCAGGCUCGUCUUUGACCGAAACUCCAGCGCUGCUGUAGAGUUGUCUCGCAAAAUAUAUGCCGUUCGCGACGCGUUCCGUGAUCUGGUGCUCAAUACACGACCACCGGACAGAAAAUCAUUCGGUACUGCUUCUUCGAUCACACUUGCUGCUUUGUGCGCGACUGUGAUUGGAGAGAACAUGGAGCUCGAGGACGAUGAAUCAGGUAGAGAUGCCGAAGGAGAGCAGGAAGAAGACAGUGUAGAGCUGCUGUAUGAAGCAGUACCCGCUCCAUAUCGCCGGUGGACGUUGUUCUCUCAUGCAGUAAACAUGAUCAUCAGUGUAUGCCCUCCCCAUGCAACCUUGCACAGAAUCCUCCUCGACACCACCUUGGAGCAAGGGUUGUUCCAUGAAUCCGAGACUCUUCUAGGUGCUCUUUUGGUCCUCGGCCUAUCCUCCACCGAAAUUUGUCAUCCCUUACACUCGGAUUUUCUCACCGAGCUUCAUGGGCGAUGGUGUGCUAGCACGGGGUAUACGGAACAAUCGUUCUUGAAAAUAAUGGCCGAUUCCCUACUCAACAUUCGUACACCUAAUAUCUGGCUUUCCAAACCUGUAGACCGGUUCAUACACAAUUCCUCCGUAGAAUUCUUCGUCCGCGCUGCUUGCAUCUUGAUGGAGUUUUUAGUCAGGGAAAGUCUUGAUGAACAAUCGAGUGUGGACCUAUCCAGGAAACUGGUACGCUGGAUUUACCGUCGUUUCCUGACGCUAGAGGAAUCAUGUCAUGAUGUGAUGCUCGAUCUAAUUGUCGUCUGUGAUGGACUUACUACGGAUCGGUGUCAGUCGGGAUGGAUGCAAGAAUUACGGUGCGCUGUUGCUUGCGUGGGCACCCGACUUUUGCUGAAAUGCAAGGGUCACCAUCACUGCCCACUACUGGCAUAUUUACGCAAAGUGGCGCCCUUGCCAUCAACCUACGGGGUUCUGGUCGAACAUUCAUUCGUGUCUUCUGCCAACUUUCAGGAUGCCCAAGCGCAACUGCAGGAAUAUUCAACAGCGCUGCAUGCUCACAAUCUUCAUCAGCUUGACGCAUCCAUACUAUCCUGCAUACUCUGCCAUGUCGAUCGUUUGUUAGAUUCCCUCUAUAUCGAGAGAGCCGAGGCGAAGGCCUAUCAGGAAGAGUUGAUCGAACUCGUUGAUGACGCUGAGAAACGAUGUUUUGGGAUGGCGGACAAGGAUGAAGGUCAAUUUGUGUGGGAAUCUAUCGUUGGGUGCUGGAUUCGUUCGCCGUGUGAUCUUCCCCCACCGAGGAAACGGUUGAAACGCGUUCACUCGCCCACUUCAGAACCUGAUUCAACCAUCAUCUAUGAUGACUGGGACUCUGCAGAUCAGACACCGCCUUUUGCUUCACUGCUUCGUAAAGCUGCCUCUAGUCGGACAAUUUUGCACCGAACUUCACCAAAAAAGAACCCCUUCUCGCAACCCUUAUCAUCUCCUGCUAGACAAUGCCCAUCUUCGGAUGAUGCGCUAAACCUAUUCGUUUAUCCCACCUCUCCUAUUUAGAGUCGAUCUACAUAUAUAUUCAACAUCUAGUCAUAUGUACAUCACAAAUUAUCACCCGCAGAAUUGUUCGAACUUGUAUUGUGUCCUGUGUCCUGUAGUAUAGCAAUUAUUACCUCUAUUUUUUGAUGACUCGCCCAGUGGAGAAAUUGCAGAAACACAAAUGAACAAAGUUCCCAAACUCCUAGGAUUAUGUUGUAGCUAAUACCUUCCGUGCCAAAUUUACGUAUUGCAUCGCAUCCUCCUUUUUAUCGCCUUCACUCC